Aspergillus nomiae NRRL 13137 is the source of this 1962-nucleotide messenger RNA. Its product is annotated as putative NAD+ kinase Utr1. NCBI's taxonomy places the organism in Eukaryota, Fungi, Ascomycota, Eurotiomycetes, Eurotiales, Aspergillaceae. Gene Ontology annotation, molecular function: NAD+ kinase activity. The record is from RefSeq and is a predicted model, not a curated record. The transcript is spliced from 2 exons. The coding region runs from base 1 to 1962 and encodes 653 amino acids. Gene Ontology annotation, biological process: NAD+ metabolic process; NADP+ biosynthetic process.
AUGGCUUCCCCGGCAUCCAACCAUGGUCUAGCGAAGUCGACAUGUACUGAUACUCCUGCCUCUCAUCCCACGGCGCUGUCUGCUCCGGUGUCCUCCACAUUAUCAUCGUCCUCCGCCCCGCUGUCCGAUCCCGAUCGCCCGUCUUCCUCAACGUCUACCAUCACAGCCGGAACCUCUCUCCUUCGCGAUUAUGCAUGCCAUAUAGACCCGUCGCAGACACCGAACGACGUUCAUGCGAGCGAUCACCACCCGAGAGCCCAUACCAGUGCUCCGCAGAAGGCUGACCCCCGGGACGACGCCGCGGUCUUAUCGCUACCCUCUUCGCCCUUCCUUCCUCUCCGCUCCGCUGCUUCGUUGAAGGCCCACAACCGGAACGCCCUCUCCAUUGACUCAAUCCCUCGACAGACGAUCAUGAAAGCCCUUGCAUCCCGCCCGUCCGUAUCCAACCCUAAUAAUCCCAACGUGCCGCUGGCGGCGUCCCUCGGGCUUCUCACCAAUAGCGCUUCCUCGAGUCCUCCGGAUGAGAAGGAGCGUCGCUCCAGCAAUCCAUCCUCACAGAAGCUCUCCGCCGCGCUAUCCAACCUGCAGCUGGGCCCCUAUCUGGAUCGCUUGCCCCCGACCGCGCGGUUGGCGAUGCAAUCGCCCUGCUUCUUCCAUCAACGGUUUGACGAUGCCGUGAAUAUCCAAAAGGUUCUCGAGGAAAUCACGGACGACGAAUGGCUGUCACACUCUCGCUUGGUUCAGACGGCGACUGGCGUUCGGGAGGUGUCGAAGCAGCUGCAGCGUCGGCCGAUUAAACGUGCCGUACGGAAUGUCAUGAUAGUCACCAAGGCGCGUGAUAAUAGCCUGGUACACUUAACACGGGAAUUGGCAGAAUGGCUUCUCUCGACUCCCCGGUAUGGAAGUGAGCUCGGGGUCAAUGUAUAUGUGGACGCCAAAUUACGGAAUUCCAAGCGUUUUGAUGCGCCGGGGCUUCUGCAGAUGGAACCUCGAUUCGAAAAGAUGCUGCAUUACUGGACUCCAGAUCUGUGCUGGGAAUCUCCGGAGAAGUUCGAUCUUGUGCUGACCUUGGGUGGAGACGGGACGGUACUCUUUACCUCGUGGCUCUUCCAACGGAUCGUUCCUCCCAUCCUGUGCUUCUCUCUUGGCAGUUUGGGAUUCUUGACAAACUUCGAGUUCGAGAAUUACAAGCAGCAUUUGAACGCGGUCAUGGGGGAUGUAGGGAUGCGAGUGAAUCUUCGCAUGCGGUUCACAUGCACCGUGUUCCGAAAGGACCGACGCAAGGAAGCGGAGGCUGGCGCCGUGGAAGAAGGUGAACAGUUCGAGGUUCUGAACGAACUGGUUAUUGACCGUGGGCCGUCGCCUUAUGUGUCCAAUCUUGAGCUGUACGCAGACAAUGAUUUCCUAACGGUGGUUCAAGCGGAUGGGUGUAUUCUAUCCACUCCCACUGGAUCUACCGCCUACUCUCUUUCCGCUGGGGGAUCGUUGAUCCAUCCGUCUAUUCCGGGCAUCCUCCUGACGCCGAUUUGCCCCCACACACUGUCUUUCCGCCCGAUGGUUCUCUCGGAUUCGAUGCUACUUCGCCUUGCCGUCCCCGCCGGGUCCCGCUCCACGGCGUACUGCUCCUUCGAUGGCAAAGGACGUGUGGAGCUUCGCCAAGGUGACUAUGUCACGGUCGAAGCGAGCCAGUACCCAUUCCCCACUGUGGUAUCCGGCAGCGGAGAAUGGUUCCAAAGCGUCCAGCGCGCGUUGCGGUGGAACACCCGCGGGGCCAUUCAAAAAAGCUUCUACCGUGGCUCGGAGGCCGGCCUGGAAGGGCUCGACGAGGACGAAGACGAAGAAUGGGACAUUGACACCGAUGCUGGAGCCGCCGGCACGGACAGUGGCAUUGGACCUAGUGAAGACGGCGACGCCGGGUCGAUGAGUCCGAUGAAACGGCAAAUGAGCAUGCUCAGCAUGUAG